Messenger RNA from Paramormyrops kingsleyae, 1194 nucleotides. RefSeq names its product neurensin-1-like. Gene Ontology annotation, cellular component: neuron projection; neuronal cell body; transport vesicle. NCBI's taxonomy places the organism in Eukaryota, Metazoa, Chordata, Actinopteri, Osteoglossiformes, Mormyridae. The record is from RefSeq and is a predicted model, not a curated record. Gene Ontology annotation, biological process: nervous system development.
CACGUUACACUUAAACGCACAUUCUGUACUAAUAUAUGUUACUAUAGCUAGACUUGCCAUUCGCUUAACUGCAAAUAGAAACACCCGAAGUUCCACAAAUAAAAAAUUAAUUACUGCAUGGCUUUAUUAUCCAUAGAUGACUUGCUUAUUAACUUAUACAGCACUCCUGUGUUAAGGCAACAGUGGGCAGAUCUCCGUCGUAUAACCCUGAGGAGCAACUGAACGAAAGCUUCGCCUAAUCUGAUUGCCAGAAAGGCGUGUUUGUCUAGAUACACAGACUGCCUGUGACGCGACAGAGAACAACAUCUCAAUUCACAGGCUGCUUUUGAAGACCUGAUUCUGCCCUUCUGGCUUUGAUAGCCGAUCCACAGUACAAGCUUGCCACAUGGGGAGCGAAUUGCCUUGCUGUCCUCUCCUCUCCGCCGCACCUGGCGCUGCGAACCAGCCGUUUGGCGUGCGCUCCUACCUGCACCUCUUCUACGAGGACUGUGCCUUCUCCAGGGCCCAAGACGAUGACGAUGAUGAUGACGAUGAGGAGUCAGCGGAAGAAGCCCUGACUUGGGGACUAUGGCUCUGGCUCCUUUGGAGGGCCAGCCUGGCGGUGGGGGUUCUGCUGGCAGUGAUGGGCUCCUUGGCGCUGGGUGCCGGCCUGCUCCUGCCCCCACGCAUCGAGGGUUUCGGGGACGGCGAGCUGCUGCUGGUGGACGAGCGCGCCGUCGGACACAACGGGGUCCUGCUGGCCUGCCAGCUGGCGGGGGGGGUUCUGCUGGGGCUUGGCGUUGGCGUGCUCCUGGGCUGUGUCCUGACGCGGCGUGCUGGCCAGCCCAGGGACGACGGCAGGGGGCUCUGUGCCGGCAAGCCGCAGGGAGCCAAUGUAUCCCCCAUCCACUCCAUGCUGCCCUCCAGCCUGUCCCAGACGUUUAGCACGCAGCCCAAAGCAGGCCCCUGAGCAGCCGGGGCAGAAGGGCUCAGCCUCCAUCUGCAUACAGUAUGUCACCUGCACAUGUCCCAUCUGUCCAUUCUUUAGUCCAAACGUCAAGGAGCACCUUUAUCUACAGCAUUAUAAGUAAGUUGAUCUGAAAGGACGUGGCUUUUCAUUCAGGGAUUCUUAAAGUGAAAUAUGUACAGUUGUGUCCUAGUGAAAAUGCGCUUUUUUUGCACAUGCCUUGUUUUUAAUAAAAACGCAAGUCUGAA